Molecule: messenger RNA, 626 nt
Organism: Racocetra persica
Lineage: Eukaryota; Fungi; Glomeromycota; Glomeromycetes; Diversisporales; Gigasporaceae
Source: the annotation of a GenBank genome assembly
AAGCAGGAUCAAGUUCUAAUACUCAAGAAGAACAAAAAAAGAAAUUAAUUUUAAUGAUAGAUGAAUUAAUAAAAUGGUUAUCAAAGCCGAAAAUAAAAAACAAUAAAAAAAUUAGAUCAAAGCAUAUACCUAAAAACAAUAAAGAAUGGUAUGAUUUAAUGGAAAUAGAUAACGAAAAAGAUAGCGAACCAAGUGAUUCAGAAUAUGAUACUGCUGAAGAAGAACCAGAUAUUCAUUUAGAAAAAAUCAAGGAUCCAUACAUUAAUAGAAUAGCAGAAGCCAGAAAAUUUAAUGAAGGUAAGGUAUGUGAUUAUUAUGCAUUUGUACCAAAAGGAUACUAUGCCGAGGGUGAGCCAUUAGCUUUCUUCGAAUCAAUCGAAGAAAAAAUUGCAGAUAUUUAUAAAAAAGAAUUGGUUCUUAAGGGUGGAUUAAAGCAUGAAACUAUAGAAAUUAUUAGAGAAGAUCGAAUCAAUGCAACUAUAGAAAAAGGAUAUAAUAAAAUUAUAGAUCAAAUAGAAGGCAAGUCUUUUGUUCGAGCAGAAGAAGUAUUUCUUGAAAUAAGCACAUUCAGACCAUUACAAGGUAGUAGUUGGCUAUCUUUACCAGAAGAUUUAGAUAAGCCAUAG